Molecule: messenger RNA, 1421 nt
Organism: Daldinia loculata
Lineage: Eukaryota; Fungi; Ascomycota; Sordariomycetes; Xylariales; Hypoxylaceae
Product: PDT-domain-containing protein
Exons: 3
Coding region: 353-1351 (332 amino acids)
Biological process (GO): L-phenylalanine biosynthetic process
Cellular component (GO): cytoplasm
Molecular function (GO): prephenate dehydratase activity; chorismate mutase activity
Source: RefSeq, a predicted model, not a curated record
AGGCUCCGUAGCACCGGGGCUCUGCUUGCGAUCGGCGUCCGGAGAUCGGGUUCAUGUCAAAAAUCUACAUUUGAACUCGACGGCACGCCCUUUACUCGACUCGGCCUCCCUUUCAUCUACAAAGUAAUGGAUCCUAAGUGAGGCUAUAACAAAGAGAUUCGGAAUUAUAAUUCAUCUACCCGAGGACGAUACCGAGGAUAUUUCUUUCUCUAGGUUAGGGUUAUAAGCUAGCUGGCUGACCUGUCUGGUUCUUCAUUGUGUCCUUCUCAUCCUGUUUUUUUUCUUUCUUUUUUUCCAUUUCAUAGCACCUUACGAGACGAGACGAGACGAGGCGGAAUCUAAGAUAAUCGGGAUGGAUUCAAAUGGUGGACAACAGCAGGAAAAUGACCUGGAUGCAAAGCCGACUGUGUGCUUUCUAGGUCCGGUCUCAUCUUAUACGCACCAGGCUACGCUAGAUACAUUUCCCACAGACAAAUUUAACUUCCUUCCCGUAGAGACUAUCAAAGACAUCUUCGACACAACGCAAUCCGGCCGCGCAGCCUGCGGUGUCGUGCCCUUCGAGAACUCGUCCAACGGCUCCGUGGUGUUUACCCUGGACCAGUUCGCCGACCGCGCCGGCGAGUAUCCCGAUCUAGCCGUGUGCGCCGAGAUCUACCUCGACGUGCACCACUGCCUAGUCGGCCAUUACAACCACAGCCACCCCCUAAACCUAACGCACGUCAGACGCGUGUACAGCCACCCCCAGGCCUUCGGGCAGUGCACCAAGUUCCUACGCGAGACCCUACGGGGCGUCGAGACCGUAGACGUUAGCUCGACCAGCCGCGCCGCUACCCUGGCCAGGGAAGAUGCGACCGGCACAAGCGCGGCCAUCUCAAGCGCUGCCGCGGCGCAGAUGCUCGGCCUGGAUAUCCUGGCGCGCAACAUCGAGGACCGCGAGGACAACACGACGCGGUUUUUCGUAGUGCGGCGCGGCGGCGGCGCCUCUCCCGCGCCUAUCCCGGCGCUCGAAGAAGUCCUCGGCAAGCGGCGGCGACGACAACACCAAAACACAGAUGCGCAUCAAGACGGCGACAUCUACUCGCAAAGCAAAUCCCUCGCGUCCUUCACCGUCCCGCACCGAUCCCCCGGCGCCCUCGCCGACGUGCUCGAGUGCUUCCGCCGCGCGCGCCUCAACCUAACCAGCAUCAACAGCCGGCCGAGCCUAGCGCAGCCCUUCCAGUACGUCUUCUUCGUCGAGUUCGAGGGCCAUCGGCUGCGGGAUCCCGAGGGUCGGGUGCGUGAUGCGCUGGCUAGUGUUGCGGCUGUGGCGCAGAGUUGUCGGUGGUGGGGGAGUUGGGAUAAUAUGCGGUAAGGGGGGGAAGUGCAUCUGUCUGGGUGUAUUGAUGAAAUAAUAGUCUUGUUUGGAGUGGGACGGAAUAGAG